Salvia miltiorrhiza (redroot sage) is the source of this 612-nucleotide messenger RNA. RefSeq names its product auxin-responsive protein SAUR20-like. The transcript has a single exon. NCBI's taxonomy places the organism in Eukaryota, Viridiplantae, Streptophyta, Magnoliopsida, Lamiales, Lamiaceae. Gene Ontology annotation, biological process: response to auxin. The record is from RefSeq and is a predicted model, not a curated record. Bases 167 to 436 code for a protein of 89 amino acids.
AGAUACAAAAUUUAUUAUCCACCUAUAUAUAUACACACCACACAUUUCUCAUCUUCAACCAUCAACAAGCCUUCUUUAGCUUUCUUCUUGUUUUUGAUUUCUUUCACAGCUACUUGAUAGAAAGAAAAUAAAAAUAUCACAUUUUACUUACUUGAUUUGUUACACAAUGGCCAUCCGCCAAAUGCUGAGACGGUCUUUAUCCAGCGAGAGAAGGUCAGCUGAAGUAGUUCCCAAGGGGCAUCUUGCUAUUUACGUUGGAGAUAAUGAAAAGAAGCGGUUUGUGAUUCCUGUGGCGUACUUGAACCACCCCUCGUUUCAAGAGUUGUUGUUUCAAGCUGAGGAAGAAUUCGGGUUCAACCACCCAAUGGGCGGCCUCACCAUCCCUUGCAGUCAAGAAUCAUUUGUAGAUUUCAUCUCUGCCUUCAGCUCAAGAUGAUAUUAAUUUAUAGCAAUGGUUGUAGGAGGAAUAGAAUUUUGUAGAUUAGAAAAUGUAUGUAUACAUUGGAAAUACAUAAAAUAGUAGAUGAAUAUACAUGAAAAUUCAUGGAGCAAACUUUUGUUACCUUAAUCUGUUGAUUGAUUUCUUAAAAAGUGAGCGUUUCUUAUUUGAAA